Messenger RNA from Anthostomella pinea, 1188 nucleotides. The record is from the annotation of a GenBank genome assembly. NCBI's taxonomy places the organism in Eukaryota, Fungi, Ascomycota, Sordariomycetes, Xylariales, Xylariaceae.
AUGGCGGAAGAACCAGCGCCAGGUCUCUCCUUCCCAACCGACCCCCGAGACUUCCAUACAGACGAGCGCAUCUCCUUCUCGAAGCUCGAUAACAAACACAUCGGCGUUCUGGACGACGGCACAGAGUUCGAGUGGGACGCCCAGCUGAAGCGAUGGAUCCCGACGCUCGACGAGGAGCUGCUCGCACAGCAACAGUCUGCUUACGCCGGCGGCGCAACCUCAGACGACAGCAGCAGCAAUAACCAGACGAAUAAACGGAAGAACGGCGCAUCCUCCGACCGGCCAAGCAAGAAGCAGAAGGCGCCGCCGCAGCCACGCCAGAACACGGCGAUAUACGUGACGGGGCUGCCGCUGGACGUCACGGUGGACGAGGUGGCAGAGGCGUUCUCGCGCAAGUGCGGCGUCAUCGCCGAGGAGAUCGAUAGCGGACGGCCACGGAUCAAGCUGUACAACGACGAGCAGGGCAGCUUCAAGGGCGAUGCCCUAGUAGUGUUCUUCAAGCCGCAGAGCGUCGAUAUGGCCAUCAUGCUGCUAGACGACACGGAUUUCCGCUACACGGCCUCCGGUCUCGCAAGCGGACGCAUGCGCGUCCAGGCUGCCGACUCGAGCUACAAAAAGACGACCUACGAGAAGGAGAACGGCGACAAGGCAGGAGGAGGCGGAGACGAGCGAAACAAGCCCUCCAACGGCGAGAACACGGCGAUCACAGGCGGCGGCGGUGCGGGCGCCCCCAAGCCGGACCGCGCGCGCGCGCAGGACAAGCAGAAGAUCAUCAAGCGCACGCAGAAGCUGGACGCCAAGCUCGCGGACUGGGACGACGACGACCCGUACGGGGGCCAGCUGGAGACGGCGGCGAAGCGCGACCGCAUGGUGAUCCUGCGGCACAUGUUCACGCUGCAGGAGCUCAACGAGGACCCGGCGGCCAUGCUCGACAUCAAGGACGACAUCCGCGAGGAGUGCGAGAAGCUCGGGCCCGUGACCAACGUCGUGCUGUACGACCUCGAGGAGGACGGCGUCGCGAGCGUCAAGUUCAAGACCCCCGAGGCGGCCGAGGCGUGCAUAGCGAUGAUGGACGGGCGGGCGUUUGACGGUCGGACUGUCAGGGCUGCGAUGGCGGUGGGCAAGCAGCGGUUCCGGCGCUCGGAUAAGAGUCAGGAUGACGCGGAGUUGGAUGAGGGCGAGGAUUGA